Trichoplax adhaerens is the source of this 1683-nucleotide messenger RNA. RefSeq lists its product as uncharacterized. The record is from RefSeq and is a predicted model, not a curated record. Bases 1 to 1683 code for a protein of 560 amino acids. Lineage: Eukaryota; Metazoa; Placozoa; Uniplacotomia; Trichoplacea; Trichoplacidae. Gene Ontology annotation, biological process: anaphase-promoting complex-dependent catabolic process; positive regulation of mitotic metaphase/anaphase transition; protein K11-linked ubiquitination. Gene Ontology annotation, cellular component: anaphase-promoting complex. Gene Ontology annotation, molecular function: protein binding. The transcript has 16 exons.
AUGUCGUCGACAACUAAGUUGCCUGAUUACAGAGCUCAUCGAGGGAUUUAUGUACGCCACAUGUCAGUGGAGUUUCAAAAGAAGGAUUUUACACAAACUUAUGAGUUAAGAAAUCAUAUUUGCACUUUUAAACACAGUGCAAUGGAUGAAGUAGAAUCGAUUGAGUACAAACCAUCAGCUGAAUUGAUAAAUGAUCAGAUACGAUUAUUAGACACUAUGGAAUCUCAAGCAGUAUCUCCGCAACUGCUUCAUGGCUAUAUAGAAAAAAUUUUAAAAAAUAGCCCUAACCAGCCCCAAAUGCUUUUCGCCAAAUACCUCAAUUACAUGAGAUGCAAAGAAUACGUUCAAGCAAUCAAUUGUCUACAUCAUUAUUUUGAAGAAAUGGACUUUCGUAGUACCACUAAUGAACAAAAGCUGAAAAAGCGAUUUUGUUACUUUCCACUAAAUUUAGCCAUACUUCAUUGUUUAUUAGGACACAAUGCCGAGGCUAUACAUGCAUUAACUGAGGCAAUUAGACUUGCACAAGAGGGAAGUGAUCAAGAAUGCUUACUGCAUGCUAUCCAUUGGUUAUACUGGAUAAAGAAAGAGGAGCAUUCUACCGAAUCAUUAACAUUAUUAAAUCAAUUAAUGAAACUGAGUGAAAAUGUAUCCUCUAAGAUAAGUGGCUACGCUGCAUUAAAUACAAUCAGAGAAGAAGUCUUAAAAGGAAAUGAACCUUCUGGGAUAUUUUAUAGACUAACAACGGAUGAUGCUCUGAUUUCCCAGUCGUCACUUAAUGACUUAUCUCCGACUUUAUUUGCGGAAAUUGCCGCAAUAUGGAGUCACUAUGGUAUAAAUUCAUUAGUUGUACUACAUUGCCAGCUAUUGUUGGGAGGUUUCACAAAUGAAGAUAAGCGCCUGAACGAUGAGAUUAUUGGAUUACAAUUUUGCAAAUUGUCUUCUUAUUUUGAGAAAGAGGGAUAUCCUAGCGUUGCAAUGAAAAUUCUCGAUUACGCCUUAACAAUAUUUCCUGAGCACACCGAACAAGCGGAACUAUUAGAGAUAUCUAAGAAGAAAUUAGCCUUUGAAAAUGCACUAAUGAAAGGUGAAAUUUCUUUGGCUAAAGCAUUAUCGACGGAACUUGCUACGACUGAUAGCCUGGAAUUUAGCUACAGUCGAGCAAUUAUCAUGAAAGAAACGAAUCAGUUUGCGGAAGCUUGUAAUCUUCUUUACAAAAUGUUGCAAGAUGCGGAUGAGGACAAAGUUAUACUCAGGAACAAAUUAAUAACAUUACCUCAGCAUAGAAUCAGGAUAUUGCGUUUACUUGGAGAAAUUUAUCUGGAAAGUAAGCAGCCGUGCAAAGCCAUCGAGUAUUUCUUACAAUCCGUAACCUGUGCUUAUUCUUACCAUUUGCUUGACAGCAUGAUUGCAUCCAUGAUAGGACUGGCUGAGGCCCAGUUCUCAAUAGGGCUGUCAACAACUGCGCUGGAUUUGCUUAAUGACAUAGCUGUAUCAGUUUCCAGUUUCGUAUCACCAAUUUUGCGAGCUAAGUUUUGGACAAUGACGGCUAAGCUCCACUGGAAAUUAGCGAACAGGAGAUUACCUCUGAGACACAUCUUAAAUCUGCUAGAUCAUGCGGGUACUAUAUUUGAAAGUAGGAACUAUUAUUUCGGCCUGAGAGAGGUCUUCUAUAUGAAGGUAUGA